AUGUUCAUCCCAUCGCCGAGACGCGCACCCGCCGUCUUGCUGACGUGUGUCAUCUUUGUAUCUGUUCUUUGGACGAGUUACCGAUUGGAUUGGGAGCAGGAUGUGCUGAAGUCGCCGCAUCUUUUAAAGAAUGAGAGUUCGAAUGCGCUUGCGAUUACUUCACGAUUCGCUUACGCUCAAUAUGCGACCGAUAUAAAUUACCUGUGCAAUGCAGUCAUCAACUUUAAUCGACUCGAGCGCUUCGGCGCCCAGAACGACAUGGUGUUGAUCUUCCCCAAUACUUGGACCCAAGGCAAAUCGCCCGAAGCCAAGGCCCUUCGCAAACUACACGCCGACCACCCCCGAAUCAUCCUGCGACCCCUCGAGUACCUGCGCAUCUCCAAGACGAAGGCGAGCGCAACCUGGGCCGACAGCCUCAACAAGUUCCACGCCUUCAAGCUGACCGAAUACGAGCGCGUCAUGAUCUUCGACUCGGACACCCAGGUCCUCAACAACUUGGACCUCUACUUUUCCCUGCCAAAGGCCCCCGUCGCCGUCCCUCGCGCGUACUGGCUCAACGAGAAGGGCACGCCCGCCGCCGACCAGGUGCUGAGUUCGCACGUGAUGCUCCUCCAGCCGGACGAACAUCUCCACGCGACGCUCGUCGCGAAAUCCCUCUCGUCGGGCAAGCUCGACAUGGACCUCGUGAAUCUCAUGCUCAAGGAUUCGGCUUCCAUCUUACCGCACCGCCGACUGGCGCUCCUGACGGGGGAGUUCCGCAGCAAGGAUCACGAAAAGUACCUCGCGCCCGACAGCGACGCGUGGGACCCCGUCGCCGAGGUCUCAAACGCUCACCUGGUGCACUUUAGCGACUGGCCGCUGCCGAAGCCCUGGGUGCCGCAUACCAAGGAGCAGUGGGCGGCUGCUUUGCCCGAGUGCGACGAGGGCGAGGAAGACAGGCCCGGGCGCCCGCGAUGCGCCGACCGGCUUAUGUGGACUAGGUUUUAUGAGGAUUACGCCGAUGAUAGGAAGCAUUAUUGCAAGCGUUGGGGAUGA
Colletotrichum truncatum is the source of this 1035-nucleotide messenger RNA. Its product is annotated as alphan-acetylglucosamine transferase. NCBI's taxonomy places the organism in Eukaryota, Fungi, Ascomycota, Sordariomycetes, Glomerellales, Glomerellaceae. Gene Ontology annotation, molecular function: glycosyltransferase activity. The record is from RefSeq and is a predicted model, not a curated record.